Molecule: messenger RNA, 1020 nt
Organism: Vigna angularis (adzuki bean)
Lineage: Eukaryota; Viridiplantae; Streptophyta; Magnoliopsida; Fabales; Fabaceae
Exons: 6
Coding region: 125-952 (275 amino acids)
Source: RefSeq, a predicted model, not a curated record
UUUGAUUAAGGCUAGAGAAAACUCUUUGUUCUUUUCCUCAAGGAAGUCACAUAGGAAGAAGAUAUUAGUAUCAGUGAGUUGCCAUUGCUCGUCAAUGGUAAUAUUUGGGUAAGAAAAUUUACAAAUGAAUGCUGUGAUCAAUUUACCCGCCAGAACUUCAUGCCAUUGGCUGGGAAUAGACUCCAACAUCACAAAGAGACUGGCCAUCAGGUUCUCAGACAAGAUAGAGAUAAAACGACACACCAUCAACAACAAUGUCCUGGGCAAAUAUUGGGGUAGAAACAGAAUUUUAGCCAUGGCUUCAAAAAGAGAUCCCAAUUCUCAGCAAAAUUCUCUUUCUUCAGCAGAAACUGUUGAUCAGUACUUCACAAGCAUCAACGGUAAAGAUCUGCGACAAUUGGAUGAGUGCAUAUCCGAAGAUGCUUGCUUUGAAGACCAUGCCUUCACCAAACCAUUCCAGGGAAAGAAGGAAGUUAUGCACUUCUUACAACAGCUUACUGAAUGCAUGGGCCGGAAUGUGAAAUUCAGGGUGAAACAUAUAUACGAGGGAGACGAUUUAACUGCCGCAGCGAACUGGCAUAUGGAAUGGAAAGAGAAACAGAUCCCAUUCACAAGAGGUUGCACCUUCUUCAAGUUAACAAAAUUGGGAAAGAACCUGAUCAUUUGGAGAACUGAGGUAUUAAUUGAAUCACCUAUCAAACCAGGAACCAUAGUUUUGACCCUAUUGAAAAACGUGACUUCGACAUUUGACAACUUUCCAAAACUAGCUGAGUGGUUCUUGAGAAGUCCUCAUGUGAUACUAUCAUGGAUAUUGAAAGUUUACAAUAUAUUUAUAGCAUGCUGGCUUCAUCCUCUCCUAGAUGGCUACAUAAAGCUAUGGAGUUUCUUUGUUCGAUUACUAAGCUCUGCAAUCACUCUAGUGAUUUUUAUUUCCAAGACUUUCUUCAAUUAAGGAUCACACUACUUAGCAUAUACUUCGUCUUAAGAACUGCUAGCACCAGAGGGUUAGAUAUCACAUCA